Opisthocomus hoazin is the source of this 915-nucleotide messenger RNA. Its product is annotated as olfactory receptor 14C36. The record is from RefSeq and is a predicted model, not a curated record. Gene Ontology annotation, cellular component: membrane. Gene Ontology annotation, molecular function: G protein-coupled receptor activity; olfactory receptor activity. Lineage: Eukaryota; Metazoa; Chordata; Aves; Opisthocomiformes; Opisthocomidae. Gene Ontology annotation, biological process: G protein-coupled receptor signaling pathway.
AUGUCCAAUACCAGUACCAUCACUGAAUUCCUCCUUGUAACAUUGACAGACACACGGGAGCUGCAGCUCUUGACCUUCUGGCUCUUCCUGGGCAUCCACCUGGCUGCCCUCCUCAGCAACGGCCUCAUCAUCAUUGCCGUAGCCUUUGACCCCCGCCUCCACACCCCCAUGUACUUCUUCCUCUUUAGCGUCUCCCUUCUUGACCUUGGCUCCAUUUCCACCACUGUUCCAAAAGCCAUGGCCAAUUCCCUGUGGGACACCAGGGCUAUUUCCUACUCAGGAUGUGCUGCACAGGUUUUUCUUUUUGUCUUUUUCAUUUCAGCAGAGUAUUUUCUUCUCACUGUCAUGGCCUACGACCGCUAUGUUGCCAUCUGCAAACCCCUGCACUAUGGGACCCUGAUGAGUAGCAGAGCUUGUGUCCACAUGGCUACAGCUGCCUUGGGUGGUGGUCUCCUUUAUGCUCUGCUGCACACUGCCAAUACAUUUUCACUACCACUCUGCAAGGGCAAUGCGGUGGACCAGUUCUUCUGUGAAAUCCCCCAGAUCCUCAAGCUUGCCUGCACAGAGACCUGCCUCAGGGAAUUUCGACUUCUUGGGUUUAGUGCUUUUGUCUUUUUUGGGUGCUUCUUAUUCAUUGUGCUGUCUUAUGUGCAGAUCUUCAGGGUUGUGCAGAAGAUCUCCUCUGAGCAGGGACGGCACAAAGCCUUUUCCACAUGCCUCCCCCACCUGGCUGUGGUCUCCCUGUUUAUCACCACUGCCAUUUUUGCCUGCUUAAAGCCCCCCGCAAUCUCCUCCCCAUCCCUGAAUCUAGUGGUGGCUGGUCCAUACUCAUUGGUGCCUCCAGCAGUGAACCCCCUCAUCUACAGCCUGAGGAACCAGGAGUUCAAGGAAGCAGUGUGGAAACUGAUGACCUAA